This is a messenger RNA of Setaria italica (foxtail millet), 2028 nucleotides long. RefSeq names its product lecithin-cholesterol acyltransferase-like 1. The record is from RefSeq and is a predicted model, not a curated record. Gene Ontology annotation, biological process: lipid metabolic process. Lineage: Eukaryota; Viridiplantae; Streptophyta; Magnoliopsida; Poales; Poaceae. Bases 411 to 1643 code for a protein of 410 amino acids. The transcript has 2 exons.
CAUUAUCGGAAAACAAUAAAGGCGUAUGAUCUGCAUACAGCAACUAGAAAUGGCAACGGAUUAAUACACACAGCAUAGAGACAGAGGACGUGCGUCCAAGGGCACACCCUCACGUCCUCGCUGCUGUCACCGUGUCGCCGGAGUCCUACCUGUAAUCUCAGCGUUCACACCGUCUCCUCCACGGGGAAGAGCAGGCAAGAUCUCCAUCAGGGCAGGCCGGCAAGAUGCUGCAUUGCUAUCAUGAUUUGCGACUGGCGAGGCACAUUUGUAAGGCCGUACAUGAACUGCAGCAGGACAGACGUCGAUCCACGGUGAAAGCAGAGGCGUGCCGAUCGUGACGGGAGCACUAUAAUUGUCGCCGGUGGCCCAGGCGUAGAAAUAUCUCAAAACACCACGCUACCAUCAGACCCAUGGCUCUCGUCCCUCCGCUCCUCGUCGUGGCGGCGCUCCUGGCGCCGCCGCUCGGGAGCGGCGCCGGGAGACUGCACCCGGUCGUGCUCGUGCCGGGAUACGGGUCCAACCAGCUGGAGGCGAUGCUGACGGCGGGGUACGAGCCCUCGGCGCCCGCCUGCGCCGCCGCCGACGAGCAGGGGUGGUUCCAGCUGUGGCCGAACCACACGGCGACGCGCGACGCCAGCCAGGUCCCCUGCUUCGCGGACCAGAUGAGCCUCGUCUACGACACCGGCGCCGACGACUAUCGCGACGCCGACGGCGUGGCCACCCGCGUCCCGUUCUUCGGCUCCGCGCGCGCCCUCAUCGGGUGGGACCAGGUGGUGCGCCAGCUGGAGGGCAUGGGGUACCGCGACGGCGAGACCCUCCUCGCGGCGCCGUACGACUUCCGCUACGCCGUCGCGCCGCCGGGCCACCCGUCGGCGGUGGGCGGCCGUUACUUCCGCGACCUCGGUCGGCUCAUCCAGGCGAGCCGCCUCAGCCAGGGCCGCCCGGCCGUCGUGGUUGCGCACAGCUUCGGCUGCGCGCUCACGUACCAGUUCCUCCUCUCCCGCCCGCUCCCCUGGCGCCGCCGCUACGUGCACCACGUCGUCUUCCUGGGCUCCGCGCUCGGCGGGUUCGCGCCGGGGAUGCAGGUCCUCAGCGCCGGCAUGGACUACGGCCUGCCGGGCGUCUCGCGGCCGGCGAUGCUCCGGCUGGCGCGGAGCCAGCAGAGCGCCCUGUGGCGCCUGCCCACGCCGCUGGUGUUCGGUGACCGGCCGCUGGCGGUGACCGGCGGCGCGACCUACACGGCGCGCAACAUGUCGGGGUUCCUCGACGCGAUCGGGUUCCACGAAGGGGUGCGGCCGUACGAGACCCGGGUGCUGCCGAUGUGGGAGGCGCUGCCGGCGCCGAUGGUGCCCGUCACCAGCGUCAUCGGUGUCGGGGUCAGGACGCCCGAGACGUACGUGUUCGGAACGGACGGGUUCGAGGGGGAACCCGAGGUGGUGUACGGCGACGGCGACGGGGACAUCAAUUUGGUGAGCCUGGCGGCAAUAGAGGCCUGGGCCGGGGUGGAAGGGCAGGCCAUGGAGGUCGUCAGGCUCCCCGGCGUGCAUCACGCUGGCUUCUUCAGCGUCGAUUUCGCUGUCGAGAGGGUGGUUGAUGAGAUAUACAAGGCUGGAGGAAGCGUAGAACUCGAUCGGACAUCAUGAUGAACAAUUGUACUGCAAUAUAACUGGUGGCAGCUGAAAGUUGGUGUCUUCCUGGUGGUGAGAACAUCGGUUUGAGCAGAAAGUUCAUCGUGCUCGGGAAAUCGAGACCACAGGCUGUAGUGGCUCGUGCGCGUUUAUGUCGAACACUUAGAGCCAAUGAAAAGAAAAGUUGUAGCUAGUAUUGUACCUAUCCAAACGGCAAGUUUCGCAACAUUUCAUUAUUCUUAUUCCUUACGGUCACCUGCAGAAUUAGCUUUUGCUAUUCAGCAGGGCCUGGUCCAAUGGGCUACUUUGUUUAGAGUUGUUGGGCUAGUAUUUGCUCGGGCUAUUGUUGUGGGUAUGGGCCUAAUACUUCUGUCCACUUGGCCUUUUAACGGCCUAGCUA